Molecule: messenger RNA, 1197 nt
Organism: Suillus subaureus
Lineage: Eukaryota; Fungi; Basidiomycota; Agaricomycetes; Boletales; Suillaceae
Product: Pre-mRNA-splicing factor Cwf15/Cwc15
Exons: 5
Coding region: 67-828 (253 amino acids)
Biological process (GO): mRNA cis splicing, via spliceosome
Cellular component (GO): catalytic step 2 spliceosome
Molecular function (GO): RNA binding
Source: RefSeq, a predicted model, not a curated record
CGCCGAUACUGAAUUGCAUACAGCUAAGUUGAAGCUACUUAGCAUACUCCGUCGACUUUCGCUACAAUGUCUACAGCACAUAGACCGACAUGGGAUCCUGCCCAAGCUCGCGAUGUUAAAGGCGGCUCUCGCCAGUUCUCUGUCCGAGAUAUGGCUGCACACACAAAGCUCAAAUUCCGGCAAGCUGGACAAACGUCCGUUGGGGAUGUCGCACGGAGAGACUUACGCACGGAGCUACUAGCAGCGGAGGAAGAAGCACGGAACAAGAAGCGAAAAGCUGAGGGGAAGCCACCACUACCACUCACAAAUGGAAACGCGACGGAGGCAGCGGGGGAUGAGGCUAAUAAGAGGAGGAAACUAUUGGAGGAAGCUUUGGAGCUGGACAAGGACGACGACGAUGAUGAGGAGAAGGAGGAAGGUGCCGAGUCCAGAGGGCAGGAGAACGGGGAAGAGCAGGACGAGGAAAGCGAAGAAGAGUCGGAUGAGGAAGAUGAGACCGCCGAGCUGAUGCGUGAGUUGGAGAAGAUUAAGAAAGAGCGGGCAGAAGAGAAAGCCCGGCAAGAGCGUGAACAGAACGCGAGUGCUGCGGUGGCACGAGAAGCCGAGAUAGCUACCUCGAAUCCUCUUCUUAAUCUUGCUGCAGCAUUAGGCCAGUCACCUGGCAUAAAUACAACUGUACCUGGGACAUUUUCCGUGAAACGGAGAUGGGAUGAUGACUUGAUAUUUAAGAACCAAGCGGCGAAUCAGAAAGACAAAUCUGGCCAGUUCGUCAAUGACCUGCUACGAACAGAAUUCCACAAAAAAUUCAUGGCGAAGUUCAUCAAGUAAAAGGAUUUAGCUAUGUAAAUUAUGACUGCUUUAUUGCUAGGCCCUCCAUCCUUCGACUCCCGUUCUGACUCCAACUCAAAGCGCUCGAGACAUGCAUAAAAUCAUACAACGUUGCUGUCACGUGUGACGAGAUGUCAAAGCCAUUUCUUGAGGUGCUGCCUCUGUGCACUGUUCAAUUCUAUCGCAGGAUAUUGCCAUCGUGCCCUACUACGCAAGUUUUACGCACCGUGCUAGUCCACGGGGAGUUGGGGACUGACGCGACCUAGUGCGGCUACGAUGAAGAAAUCAGACCUUUCUUACGAUAGCAACAACGACCUUGUAUACAUGUGUGCACGUAUGUACAACAACACCAAAGGACCGAAAUCCAUU